Messenger RNA from Knipowitschia caucasica, 576 nucleotides. Lineage: Eukaryota; Metazoa; Chordata; Actinopteri; Gobiiformes; Gobiidae. The record is from the annotation of a GenBank genome assembly.
AUGGUGGGGGGGGGGUGGGGUUGGGUAGGUGUGGUGUGUGUGGGGAAGUGGGGGGAGGUGUUUGGGAGUUUUUGUGUAGUGGUGGGGGAGGGGGGGGGGGUUGGUUGUGAGUGGGGGGGAGAGGUGGGGGUUGUGGGUUUGUGGAUGGUGGAUGGGUUGAGUGUGGGGGGGGGUUUGAGGUGUUGUGGGGGUUGUGAUGUGGAGUGGGAGGGGUGUUGUAGGUGGGGGGGUGGGGGGGGGUUUGAAUGGUGGUGGGAGUGGGGAGUUGGGGGUUUGAUGGUGGGGGUGUGGGGUGGUUUUGGUUGUGUUGGGGGGUGGGGUGUUGAUAGGUUUGGGGUGGGGUAUAGAGUGGAGUGUUGUGAUGUUAUUGUGUGGGGUUGGGUGGGGUGGGAGGUGGGGGGAUGGUGGGAGGUGGGGGGUAUUAGGUGUGGUUUGAGGGAUGAAAUGGUUUUGUUAGGGGGGGGGGGGGUUUUAGGGUUGAGUGUGUAUGGUGGGGGGGGUUUGUGGUGGUUGUAUAGGUUUGUGUUGGUGGUUGGUGUGGUGUAUGGGUUGUUGAGGAGGGGUAGUUUGGGGUAG